UUGGCGAAAAUGCGGUUCCGGAGGUCCUUAUACUUGCUACAGCGGAGGAGGACGUGGGCAACGGUCUGCCGCCUCUCUCCACAGCUGCAGCGGGGGUCGGUAAUGGUCGGGACGUGUCGACUGAAGAGAAAGUCGUUGAGGCCUAUCUUCUCAGUUCGCAGUUGCACCAACAGCGCGCUUUCCCUUUUGCUGAGCCUCUCGUGGAGCUGCAGCACUUUCUUGGUGGGCGUCGGCGUGUGUCUGUAUGUCGCGCGGCCUCUCUUGUCUUCCCUCCAUGCGCUGAUCCAAGCCCUUUCUGCCUGUGUCUUGCACCACCUCCUGAGCGUUGUUCUGAGCGGAUACAACUGCGAGGGCGGGUUUGCUGGUAGCUGGCUGCGGCCGUCCUCUCUCCAUCCAGUAGCCUCCUUGGCAGCCUGGUCGGCGGCCUCGUUUCCGGGGAUUCCUACAUGGGCCGGUAUCCAUCGAACGGUCACGGUUAGUCCUUUGUCCUGGAGCUCCUGGACCUGCUGCGCGAUCUCUCCGAGGAUGUAG
This is a messenger RNA of Bipolaris zeicola 26-R-13, 531 nucleotides long. RefSeq lists its product as uncharacterized. NCBI's taxonomy places the organism in Eukaryota, Fungi, Ascomycota, Dothideomycetes, Pleosporales, Pleosporaceae. The record is from RefSeq and is a predicted model, not a curated record. The annotation marks the transcript as partial. The transcript has a single exon.